Messenger RNA from Ascoidea rubescens DSM 1968, 264 nucleotides. RefSeq names its product transcription factor PAP1. The transcript has a single exon. Gene Ontology annotation, cellular component: RNA polymerase II transcription regulator complex. Gene Ontology annotation, molecular function: transcription cis-regulatory region binding; DNA-binding transcription activator activity, RNA polymerase II-specific. The annotation marks the transcript as partial. The record is from RefSeq and is a predicted model, not a curated record. Lineage: Eukaryota; Fungi; Ascomycota; Saccharomycetes; Ascoideales; Ascoideaceae.
AACGAUGUUAACAAUAAUAACAAUAAUAACAAUAAUAACGAUGAUGACGAUGAUAACGAUGUUGUGCCUUCGAAUGACCAUGAUUUAUUGAAAUGCUCGGAAGUAUGGGACAGAAUUACUUCUCAUCCAAAAUAUUCUGAUUUAGAUAUCGAUGGCUUAUGUAAUGAAUUGAGAUUAAAAGCAAAAUGCUCCGAAAAAGGUGUUGUUGUUUCAUCUAAUGAUUUGAAUAAUAUUAUGAAUAGGGAAGCAUCUCCAAGUUUGUAA